This is a messenger RNA of Lytechinus pictus (painted urchin), 894 nucleotides long. RefSeq names its product histamine H2 receptor-like. The transcript is spliced from 2 exons. Gene Ontology annotation, cellular component: membrane. The record is from RefSeq and is a predicted model, not a curated record. Bases 1 to 894 code for a protein of 297 amino acids. Gene Ontology annotation, molecular function: trace-amine receptor activity. Lineage: Eukaryota; Metazoa; Echinodermata; Echinoidea; Temnopleuroida; Toxopneustidae. Gene Ontology annotation, biological process: G protein-coupled receptor signaling pathway.
AUGUAUAAUACAACAGGAACGGACGACGAUCCACCCCUCCGAUAUGCAACUCUUCUUGUUGUCAUUAUACUAACCGAUAUCACCAUUCUUUUCGGUAACGGCCUGGCAAUUUGGGCAGUCUACAAGAACCCUAUCUUGCAGACGCCCACCAACUACAUCUUUGCGAGCCUAGCAGCCACUGACUUGCUCUCAGGGUUAGUGUCCAUUCCACUCGAGUUGUACAACCGUCGGGUAGACGCCAGCUGUUCCUUCCUGUUCACCACUCUCCUGUCUUUGCUCUCCUACAACCUAGGACUAAUCGCUGGUCUCCACUUCAUCGCUGUCACGACCGAUCGUUACAUAGCAGUCACCCGACCCCUUCGGUACUCCGUGUUGAUCACCACCCAAAGAGUUGUUACCUUCAUUGGACUUUCAUGGGCGACGGCUGUCGGCGUCAUUGGGAUUCUCUUUUGUGUGUUCGCUGUCGCAGCGGAAGAAACCACAUCUAUAAGGUGCAGUGGACAGCACUACACGGACCCCACGCAGCAAAGCAUUCUUUACUUUGUGGCCGUUGUAGUUGUGUUGUUCUGCAUCACUCUCCUAGCCUUGAACCUGAGAAUCCUCCAGAUCGCCAUUCAGCAAUCACGCCGCAUCGCUGAUGUCCAGAUUCUCUUCGGACCAAGAGAUGGCACGCCUGGCAAGGUCAAGGCGGUCAAGACCACGCUGGUCAUCGUGGGAGUCUUCUGUAUCUGGCUAUAUAUGGGGACGUCUAGACCACGACGCGUCGUCGUGGUCAAGAGGUUACGACUCUCCUCUUUCAAUCUGAGGGACGUAGGUUCGAUUCCCAACCAUGGCUUGUUUUCCUUCAGCAAGAUAUUUACCCUCAUUGUGCUGCACUCAACCCAGGUGAGGUGA